AUGUGCUCUCAUCGACAGGAAUUAUCUAUGAGAUCAUGGAAGUACAAACUCAAAAAACUCGAUGUUUCUUUAAGACAUGAAUCUCUGAAUUUCAAGCUAACAGAAGAAAGUAACAGCUCUCAAAUUGUUUUUAGGGAUAUCGAGCGGAAGCCCCAUUUAGAGCCUGUAACCAAGAUGUCUCAAUUGUGUGACAGAUUGGAGAAAAACAAACACUCGGCAGUAUAUAUUCGAGGUUUCUCCCGGGAAACAAUGUUUGAUUUAUACAAUCUUGUCAUGUCACUCUAUGCACCUGCCACUAUCAGAUGGGUACUUGACGUCAAUGUGCUAUCACGAGAGACUCUUCUGAAAUAUUUGGAUAUGGCUUUGGCUAUAAACUGUUCUGAGAUAAGUAUCGAAAGUGGUCAAUUGAGUAUUGAGCGGUUAACAGAACUGAUGGACAGAAUACCGGUAACAAAAGGACUAAAAGUUACCUCAUGGAUUCCAUCAAAUUUCAAACAUCCAAAUGCAUUUAAAUAUCGGGCUUUUUGGUAUAAAAUGGCAGAAUGGGUUACCCUGGAUCACCUCAAGUCUAUUAGAAAUGUCGAUUCAGUUGCAUUAGAAUGGGCAAGAUUUGAGUGUAAGGAUAUGAAUGAGUUUCUCAGAUAUUGGGUUGAUUGUGACGAGGAAAUGAUGAAACGAUUGAAGUUAAAUAUGCGUAGAGAUGAAGUUAUCGAUAAGAAUAUCCUCUUUGAUCAACUUUUGGUUUUGAAAGCUAAGAAGGGAAAAUCACAGAUUUACUACAUAAAAAAGAGAAAUCAUAAAACUGGAAGGCUUGUGUUAGGUCGUUUGGAAUUCGUUUACGAAAGGUGGAUGCAGUUUUUCACAUAUGAUUCUGAUUACUGUCCUCGUUUUCUAGCUAUUCUGGAAGAGAUGGAGAAAAAUGCAGAAUUGAAAAAUUAA
Molecule: messenger RNA, 939 nt
Organism: Caenorhabditis remanei
Lineage: Eukaryota; Metazoa; Nematoda; Chromadorea; Rhabditida; Rhabditidae
Exons: 4
Coding region: 1-939 (312 amino acids)
Source: RefSeq, a predicted model, not a curated record